AAGGAUGACGAAAACCGCUAUCAUUGAAACUAUGACAACAAGGCAAAAGAGUGGGAACGUGUUGUAAUAAUAGUCAGCAUAUAUUACACAAAGGACUUUUUUAGAAUGGGUCGCUUUUCCCAAGCAGUGACAGUUUCUCGAAAUAACUGUUGCACUGAAAGUCAACACUUUCAUCAUUAUUCACAGCACACACCCAGGGGGGAUAUUUUUCACAAGAAGUGACUUUUCCUCUCAAUUCUACCCCAAGGAUAUGACGUUAUAACACAAACACAACACAUGUUGAUAAACUGUGAUAUAAUGAUAUGGACCAAAUGGUUCACAUCAGAUCUCUUUAUGUGUGAUAUGACAUUUCAAUCACAGUGUGAGACUUUUCAAUUAUGAGAAUACAAAAGGCCUCUCCCUUAAGGAUUCUAUAAGUGUCUUGAUAUACAGAACAUAAGAAGGUCUUUUAAUGGAUAAUACACAUGCAAGAUCAUCCUGGAUAAAAUUCGAGAACAUCACAGAAUCUUUUCAAAUCAGUAAUUUCGACAAAACACAGAACUCCAGAGACGUAAAAUAGAAGUCAGGCGAGAUGGCAGUUACCACAACAACAGAGGUUUAUAUCCCGAAGAUCAUUCCCAAGAUGAUUCUUGGGAUGCCGGUGGAUCAAUUUUCAUACAUCAUGUUGGGAAUCGGGGCCACCGCCCCCGCUGUCUUUAUCAUCAUAGUCGUCAUUGCCAUGCAGUGUUACAAAAGGCGGCAAAAGAAAAAACUGAUGCGUUUACAACUUCGCUACAAGAUGGCGCAGAAUUCCAUGGAAAAUGGUCACUUGUACCGCGACCACCGACGGUGGACAGAAGACGAUGUAGUUUUAGAAAAUCCGAUUCUUGUUUCUAGGAAAGAGUUAUCGUCUAACUCAAAUACAGCACGGUCAAUAGGUGGCAGUGUUGUUAUUAUGAAUGGCAGUAUUAGGAACAAUCCGCUUCCAGAUUUCAAUCCACAACAAAGCGAGAGCACGCCAAACGUAUUCUUUACGGACAUAUCUGUCCCGAUACUCCAGCUGAACGGGAAACCAGUGCGGUUGAACGACGCAAUGGAAGUGUGUUCUAUUCGGAGUAACAGCAGUAGCAGACGCUCAAGUUUUGAAUUGGCACCUUCAGCUAGUACAAUGCAUAAUUGGGGGUUUAGCCCCCAAGAAAGUUUACUCAGUUUUAAACCUUAUGAGUUUCCAGAAGAGAAUGUUGUCAAGACUAAUCCAAUGUUGGAUGAGUUGGAAGGCUGUGAUAAACACAACAUGUUCUUUGGUCAGAGAAAAUUAGGGGAAGAAAUGUCCCAGGGGCCAAAUUCCCCGACUUCGGAGGCACCAAACAAGAUUAAAACGACAGCAAUUGUGAUAGAAAAUCCACAUUUUUCAAAUAUAUCUGAAGAAACAUGUCUAACUGACUCAACACCAAAAGCUGUCUCCCCUAGUUACAACCCGGAGGGACAGAAUUCAUCUUUUGAAUCGAACUCAAAACAACCACCUGAUUUGUCACACACUUCCCUCCAAAAAUCUUCCCAAAGAUACGUCAAAAAGUCUGAAGAAUUAAAGAAGAAGUUGAAUAAAUCAGACUCUGAAACAAAAGACGAAACGCCACCAAUUACUCGCUCCAAUGAUUUACAAUGUAAUAAUUCUAUGUCCAAAUCACAAAAUCAUUCACAUGACUUGGAGAAAUUUGACAAUGUUGGCCAUAACGAUGAUGUGAAGACAAGUGAUGAGAAUGACAAUGAACAUAACAAGGCUCGGAGGAAAUCAUGGUUGUUUACAAGUUAUGUAAACAAGGCAUAUGAUCCGGGCCCAGUCGAGUCAGAAAAUGAGGAAAUUCUUAUGUCUGAUCCGACCAAUUCUUGAAGAAGCAUAAUUAUGAAAUUCCAUUGUUCCAGUGUACACUAAGUUAUGCGUUUCAUACAAAAAGAGGGGGGAUUCAACAGGGGUCCGACACAUUUUCAAAGAUGCUUUUCUUCACAAAUCUUAAUGAUAAUCUCCUCGAAUCAUUUAAACCACAAUGCAUCCAGAUUGUGGUUGCAGAUUGGUAAUUUCCUCUCCACAUAGACACAGAUUAUUUCAUUAAAAAGGUUUUUUUCUGUGAUGCACAAAUUUCCCCUUGGUUCUACCAGGCACUACCCAGGGCAGGCUCAAUGAUAAAUUUGAACGUCUGCCUUGAAUGAACAAGAUAACAUAAAAUUCUCAGUUAAUUGGGAAACUGAUUCUCCAGGGUGACUACCGCCAGCUCAUUUAAAUUCCUACAAAAGCGGACUUCCCCUGGUUAGUCAAUUAGAAAACACAUCAGAGCCUGGUGAUACCCAGCAUGUGCAUCUUAAAUUGCAUCUCAAACAGCAAUUUUCUAAUCAGGACUGAGGUAAUUGCCAAACUCAUGGUUCUUGGCAAAAUUAAACUGCAAAAUGAGAAUGCCGAAUCGAUUUACGGGGGACAGUAUUACUGACAUUGACUAUGAG
This is a messenger RNA of Lineus longissimus, 2475 nucleotides long. RefSeq lists its product as uncharacterized. Lineage: Eukaryota; Metazoa; Nemertea; Pilidiophora; Heteronemertea; Lineidae. The record is from RefSeq and is a predicted model, not a curated record. The transcript is spliced from 2 exons. Bases 572 to 1870 code for a protein of 432 amino acids.